Molecule: messenger RNA, 558 nt
Organism: Fonticula alba
Lineage: Eukaryota; Rotosphaerida; Fonticulaceae
Exons: 1
Coding region: 1-558 (185 amino acids)
Cellular component (GO): cytoplasm
Source: RefSeq, a predicted model, not a curated record
AUGCCUGCCUGCUGUGUCUCCAGCGAUCUGACCACCCCCGCCGCCGCCUCGCCCAUCCCAUCUCACCUGCUUGGCCCUGCCGGGUUUCUUGCCCUUCCCAGCUACGCCCGGUUCCCGGACCGGCGGUCGCCCAUCCCCCUGUGGGCCAGCAACCUGGAGCGCCCGCUGACGGCUGAUCUGCCGGCCGGCGCCUUCGUGCAGCCCGGCCCCCGGGUGCCGCCCUGCGACCGGUGCGGCGGCGCGCGGACCUUCGAGUUCCAGGUCAUGCCGCAACUCCUGGCCUUCAUGGAGGUCGACCACACCCGGGUGGACUCCAUCGACUGGGGCACCCUGCUGGUGUACAGUUGCGAGGGGUCCUGCGAGCUGGGGGCGCCCUCUUCCUCUUCCUCCGGCCCGGGGGCGUCCGACGGCCCGAAGGGCUCGCGGUAUGCUCGCGAGGUGGUCUGCCGGCAGCUAUUCACCUCCGACGGCCUGGCCAACGACCUGACCGUCAGCGGGGCCCGGUUCCCCCGGGCCGCGGCGGCGUCCUCCUCGGCCACCAUCACCGAACUUGAUUGA